GCCUCUCUCCAUCUUCAUGCAUAAUCAAUAUUAAAAAAAACCUCUCUUUAAUUAAAACUCUCACAAUUCUUCCCAUAUGUCUCAUUAAUCCGAAUGCACAAAAAUGGAUCUUGCGCGCCACGAACAUCCAAGUUCAGCUCGUUCGCCGCUUCAAAUCGCGACAUCACCGGCUCCGGCGGGCAAGAAGCGAGCCGGGCGGAAGGUGGUGAACGAGACGCGCCACCCCGUCUACAGAGGAGUGCGGCGGAAGAACGGCGGCAAAUGGGUGUGCGAGGUCCGCGACAAGAAAUCGAGAAUAUGGCUGGGGACCUUCCCCACCCCGGAGACGGCGGCCGUUGCCCACGACGUGGCGGCCCUGGCGCUGCACGGCGACCGCACGCCGCUCAACUUCCCGGCCGCCGCCGCGCAGCUCCCCCGCCCCCGGUCGGGCUCCCACCACGAUAUCCAACGGGCGGCCUCUGAGGCCGCCCGGGACUUCUGCACCGUGUGGACGUCCUCAUCAUCUAGGCAUGUCUCACAAGAGACAAAAAUAAUAAUAAAUUCGUCGGAUACAAAUUUGCCCGCCAAAAAGGAUGAUUCCGCGGAACGUAGUUCUGCGGAAUCAUUAGACGAUUGUUGGUCGUGCGAUCAAAGCCCGACGGGCGGAUUCAUGGACGAGGAGGCGGUGUUUAACAUGCCGACGUUGCUAGAUAGCAUGGCGGAGGGGAUGCUUCUCACUCCUUUAGCUAUGAAGAAAGGGUUCAAUUGGAGCCAAUAUGAGGUGGAUGAUGAUGAUGCCAAUGCCAUGGACUUGAGUUUGUGGGUCGACUAGCUACAUAGGUUUAGGGUAAUUAAAUUUGUCCAAUAUUAUCGAGGAUUUGCAAUUUCUUAUAUAUAUGACUUUUAAAACG
This is a messenger RNA of Salvia miltiorrhiza (redroot sage), 890 nucleotides long. RefSeq names its product ethylene-responsive transcription factor ERF024-like. The record is from RefSeq and is a predicted model, not a curated record. NCBI's taxonomy places the organism in Eukaryota, Viridiplantae, Streptophyta, Magnoliopsida, Lamiales, Lamiaceae. Bases 104 to 811 code for a protein of 235 amino acids. The transcript has a single exon. Gene Ontology annotation, molecular function: DNA binding; DNA-binding transcription factor activity. Gene Ontology annotation, biological process: regulation of DNA-templated transcription.